Trichoderma reesei QM6a is the source of this 1557-nucleotide messenger RNA. RefSeq lists its product as uncharacterized. The record is from RefSeq and is a predicted model, not a curated record. Gene Ontology annotation, biological process: intracellular signal transduction; peptidyl-serine phosphorylation. The transcript is spliced from 7 exons. NCBI's taxonomy places the organism in Eukaryota, Fungi, Ascomycota, Sordariomycetes, Hypocreales, Hypocreaceae. Gene Ontology annotation, molecular function: protein serine/threonine kinase activity; ATP binding. The coding region runs from base 1 to 1557 and encodes 518 amino acids.
AUGGGCAACGGCCAGGGAAAGCCCGUCGACCUGACCGGCGAAGCCAACCUCAACCACUUCCGCUUGCUGCGAGUGGUCGGCCGAGGCGCCUUCGGCAAGGUCCGCAUUGUCGAGCGCAAAGACACCAACCUGACGUUUGCACUGAAAUACAUCCGGAAAGAUGAAGUUGUCAAGUCUGAGAGCGUCCGAAACAUUAUCCGCGAGCGACGAAUGCUGGAGCAUGUCAACCACCCCUUCAUCUGCAACUUGCGAUACAGCUUUCAGGACAUCGAAUACAUGUACCUUGUCGUCGAUCUGAUGAGCGGCGGCGAUUUGCGAUUCCACAUCUCCAGAAAGACUUUUACCGAAGAGGCUGUCCGUUUCUGGAUCGCCGAGUUGGGCUGCGCCCUCCGCUAUGUCCAUUCCCAGAACAUCAUCCACAGAGACGUUAAGCCAGAUAACGUCCUUCUCGACGCGGAGGGGCAUGUCCAUUUGACCGAUUUCAACGUGGCUUCUGACAUCGUGCCGGGUCGUGUCAUGACUAGCAAGUCCGGAACACUGGCCUACCUCGCCCCCGAGGUCUAUUCGGGCAAGGGAUAUGACAUUCGUGCCGACUGGUGGUCACUUGGUGUCUUGUUUUAUGAGUGCAUUUACAACAAGCGACCAUUCGAGGGUAACAGCGAAUCUACGCUUAGCCAGCAGGUUCAGUUCUCUCAGCCAAAGUAUCCUGUCACGCAGCCCCCUGUCUCAUUGACGUGCCUCUACGCCAUUCGUGCCGCGCUUGAACGGGACCCCAACAACCGACUCGGCUCAACAUGGGAGAGCUUCAUCUACAAUGACUUUUUCAAGACAAUCGACUUUGAUCUGCUCGAGCAAAAGCGCAUCGAGCCCAUCUUUGUCCCCUCAUCGGACAAGACCAACUUCGACGCAACCUACGAUUUGGAGGAGCUUCUGCUCGAAGAGGCCCCUCUGGAGGCACGCGCAAGGCGACAGAAGCCCAGAGAGCGGCUCAAGGAAGAUGCCACCGAUCAAGAAAUUCGCGAAGACGAGCUGUACAGGAUGAUUGAGACAGAUUUCCGUCCGUUUGACUACACCCUUGCGGCUUACAGCAAAAUUACCGCCGCUCAGGGCGAGAACGGAGAGGCAGCGACGGGGGAGCCUCAAGCCAUCACAACAGACGAAGCUACGCAGAUGCCCUCGACGAACGAGCCACCGACCUACCCAGCACCGCCAGUGGACACCACCGUCAGCGCCGAUCGUCGGGCGCCCCCUCAAGGGCAGUCAUCUGCGUAUCCCGGACAAGUUCAAUACGUCCCUCGAUCACCGCCCACGAGCAAGCGAGUUACGAGCCCGACAGGUGGAGUGCAGUUGACGCUCGAUGGCGGAGGUAGUUGGUCUGAGCUAGCACGACAGGACGCCACGCUUCCCAAGGAUGCCAGCACCGUGGCCGAGACGAAGAGCGAAGGGUCGGGCGGCAUGUUUGGAUUCUUGAAGAGCAAGAAGGGGAGAACCAACAGCCCCAAGCCUAGAGAGCGUGGUGUGCUGGGCAAGGAAGGGGCCAGAGUGGUCAUUAGCUGA